This is a messenger RNA of Malaclemys terrapin pileata, 2260 nucleotides long. It is a transcript of the gene FICD, whose product is annotated as FIC domain protein adenylyltransferase. The transcript is spliced from 2 exons. Bases 176 to 1549 code for a protein of 457 amino acids. The record is from RefSeq and is a predicted model, not a curated record. Lineage: Eukaryota; Metazoa; Chordata; Testudines; Emydidae. Gene Ontology annotation, molecular function: protein binding.
GCCCCCGGUCACCCAUCAGGCUGGUGUUAGAGCCCAGGUCUCACGAGUCCCAGACCGCUGCCUUAUCUGCCACAUCAUACUGGUACAGCUACAAACCUCUGUGCUAAGGCCAUUUCUGUUCCCAGGUCUGACCCAUGAGAAAGGAGAUGCUCCUUGCGUCCACCCCUGGGCCCAGAUGAAUCUCUUGUCGAUGGCUGUGGUGGCGGAUCCGGAGCUGAAAUGGAUGAGUCUGUGGCUCCGUGUCAGAUGGGCGGCAGUGCUAAUGGUCCUGGUGGGCUCUCUGUUGGUGCUGUUGCUCCCACUGGCUGCCGUAGAAGAGCAGUGUCAGGCAGUGCUCAAAGGACUCUCCUUCCUGAAAAAUAAACUGGGAGUAGGCUAUGUAGGGAUUACCAGGUACACAGGGCAGACAACUGGACUCAGCGUGACUUCAGGUAAAUUAGAGCUGCUGGUGCUGAAAUCCAAACCUUCCCCAGAAGUCAAAUUAGAAGCCAAAGCCGCUUUGAAUCAAGCCCUUGAAAUGAAACGGCAGGGGAAGCGGGAGAAAGCCCAUAAACUCUUCAUGUACGCCCUCAAGAUGGAUCCAGAUUAUGUGGAUGCUCUGAAUGAGUUUGGCAUCUUUUCUGAAGAGGAGAAAGACAUCAUUCAAGCAGACUACUUGUACUCCAAAGCACUGACCAUUUCUCCUUGUCAUGAAAAAGCUCUGAUCAAUCGGGACCGAACUCUGCCCCUGGUUGAAGAGAUAGACCAGAGAUACUUUAGCAUUAUAGACAGCAAAGUUAAAAAAGUGAUGUCAAUCCCCAAAGGCAAUUCAGCCCUGCGGCGAGUGAUGGAAGAGUCCUAUUACCACCAUAUUUAUCACACAGUUGCCAUUGAAGGAAACACAUUAACACUCUCUGAAAUACGGCACAUCAUCGAGACCAGAUAUGCCGUUCCUGGGAAAAGUCUCGUGGAGCAGAAUGAAGUCAUCGGUAUGCAUGCUGCUAUGAAAUACGUAAAUACCACACUGGUAUCCCGAAUAGGCACUGUAACCAUCAGCGACAUUUUGGAGAUACACAGGAGAGUGCUGGGCUAUGUAGACCCAGUGGAAGCUGGGAGGUUUAGGACUACCCAGGUGUUUGUAGGACAUCAUAUCCCACCCCAUCCUCAAGAUGUUGAAAAACAGAUGCAGGAGUUUGUACAGUGGAUCAACUCCGAAGAUGCCAUGAGCUUACACCCUGUGGAAUUUGCUGCCUUAGCCCAUUAUAAACUGGUAUAUAUACACCCAUUUGUAGAUGGCAAUGGAAGGACCUCGCGCCUGUUAAUGAAUCUCAUACUCAUGCAGGCAGGCUAUCCACCCAUCACAAUCCGUAAGGAGCAACGGGCAGAGUAUUAUCAUGUCUUAGAAGCAGCCAAUGAAGGAGAUGUGAGACCUUUCAUACGCUUCAUUGCAAAAUGUACUGAGACCACGUUAGAUAUGCUGCUUAUUGCCACAACUGAAUAUUCAGUGGGUUUACCUGAGGCUGACGGCAGCACUGCUAGAUACAAGCAAACGAUUCCAGUCAAAACGUGACUGUUCUGACGAGCCAACGACUAACUGAAUGUGUGGAGUAAUAAAGCUUCUCAACAUUCCUGUUGAGAAACAACUCCACCAGAGGAGAAAAUCACUUAGCAUUUCAUUUAUUUAAAGAUUAGUAAAUUAAUAUACUUUUUUAUCUCCAUUAUCCUUAUGCCAAGCUAAACUGUGAAGCGUUAGUGUUGAACGUGCACUAGGUCCUGCUUGUGUUACUGGAGGGGAAAGGAGAGAGAAAUCCAAAGUGAGGCCAAUUUGCAAGUGUGAUCCAGGCUGUAGUAAAACUGAUUGAAUUACUUUCUACAAUCCUGUAUGAGAUGGCUUCCUAAAGCCAACAGCUUGUAAUUGCCUCAAUGCCAAGUCUAUCUUAAUUUGUAUCAUACAGGGAAGGCAUGAGCACCCUUUCUAAAAGUCACAAGGUGGGGGCUAGUAUUUUAUUGUAUUGCUACCAUUGUCUUAUUUCGCUUUCCAACAAAACCCCUUCAGCCAGUGUUGUAGCACUUUAUUUAAAAGCUCUUUAGCGGAAUUAUUUUACAAUUGUCCAAAGGCUCAAGAUCGCCUUUCCUCCCUCACCCCACUGUAAUGUGCCAUACUGCUCUCUUGGUAGCUAAUCUACUUUUGUUAAAGGUAACAUCUAAAAUUAGGGCUUUUUUUUUUUUUUUAAACUUUGUAUGUUCCCUCUAUUUGGGUGAGUUUUAUGCAGCAACUGGG